AUGGCCUACCCUGGGUUGCUGCAGCCUCUACCCAUCCCUAACCAGGCUUGGAGCCACAUCAGUAUGGACUUCAUAGAAGGGUUACCCAGAUCCAAGAACAAAGAAGUGAUCCUUGUAGUGGUUGAUAGAUUAACAAAGUAUGCACACUUCAUAACACUUGCUCACCCUUACACGGCAGUAUCUGUAGCUGAGGUGUUUUGGAAGAAAAUACAUCGCUUACAUGGUAUUUCAGAGUCUGUAGUGAUAGACAGAGACAAUGUGUUCCUAAGCCACUUUUGGCAAGCAUUAUUUAAACUCCUGGGGACGCAGCUUCAUUAUAGCACUGCCUAUCACCCUCAGAGUGAUGGCCAAACUGAAAUGGUCAAUAGACAAAGAAUUCUAGCAUUGAGAAGAAACUUGAAGUUGAGCUCUAAGUACUAUGGGCCCUACAAGGUCCUGGCAAGAAUUGGAAAAGUGGCUUACAAACUGUAUCUUCCUCCUGAAUCUAAGGUCCACUCUGUGUUUCAUGUAUCUUUGCUCAAGAAGAAGGUAGGAGAUAGAGUAGUAGUGGAGACCACACUACUAAUCACUAGCGAGGAUGGUAAGUUCCUGGUGAAACCAGUGGCAAUUCUGCAGAGGCGGCUUAUUAAGAGGAACAACUUUGCCGUGGUAAGGGUACUGGUGCAGUGGUCAAAUUUUCCUCCAGAAGAUGCCACUUGGGAAGACUAUCACUACAUCAAGGCAAGGUUUCCAGAAUUUGAUUCCAAUACUUGA
Molecule: messenger RNA, 753 nt
Organism: Nicotiana tabacum (common tobacco)
Lineage: Eukaryota; Viridiplantae; Streptophyta; Magnoliopsida; Solanales; Solanaceae
Source: RefSeq, a predicted model, not a curated record